This is a messenger RNA of Talaromyces atroroseus, 3159 nucleotides long. RefSeq lists its product as hypothetical. The transcript has 2 exons. The record is from RefSeq and is a predicted model, not a curated record. Lineage: Eukaryota; Fungi; Ascomycota; Eurotiomycetes; Eurotiales; Trichocomaceae. The coding region runs from base 1 to 3159 and encodes 1052 amino acids. Gene Ontology annotation, molecular function: phosphopantetheine binding.
AUGGCUGCGACAAUACAAUCUUCGCAGAGUGUGUCGAUAGCAGACAGUCCUCACACCAGAUUGCAAACAUCUCCGAUGGACUCAGGAGGCAAGGAUCAUAAUGAGUUUUAUACAAUUGAUUCAUUGUUGCGACUGAGAGCCAAUGGGAGCAAGGCCAAGCACCCUAUCGUAGCUUACCCAUCAACAGGCACAGAGUAUGCCUUUUACAGUCCUAGUCAGCUGAACGUCUUCGUGGAAAAUGCAGCUAUUCAUUACGCCAAAGUAAUCCCCCAACGACGCUCCUCCGCUGAACCUGUGCGGGUCGUUGGUCUGCUAGGUCCAUCCAGUCUUGAAUACCUGAUCACUCUACUUGCAGUCUCACGGCUGGGUCACACUGUCCUCCUACUCUCCACUCGAAUUGUCGAAGAUGCCUAUGUAAGCUUACUAGAAGCCACUAAAACCAACUUCCUCGUUGCAAGCUCUGCUUUUCAAGCAGUUGGCAACAGAGCAGGAAAACGGACAGGCACUGCUCUAAUACCGGUCUUGACGCGUGAAGAAUUUGACAAGGCUGAUGUUGGAGCUCUACCUACUUACACCUUCGAUCAGCAGACAGAGACCAGGAAUGUUUGCUGGAUAAUUCACUCCAGUGGGUCGACUGGCCAUCCCAAGCCAAUCUACCAGACACAUGCGGGUGCCCUCAAGAAUUACGCAAAUAACUUUGGCCUUAGAGGGUUUAUUACCUUGCCGCUCUUCCAUGCCCAUGGAAUUAGUUGUCUAUUCCGUGCCAUUCACUCCGAGAAAUUGAUCUACAUGUACAACGCCAAUCUGCCAUUGACCGCUCCUUACCUACUCAGUACCUUGAGAGAACACCGGGAUAUUGAAGUCCUAUACGCAGUGCCUUACGCUUUAAAGUUGCUUUCCGAAUCUGACGAAGGUCUGAGCGUGCUAACACGUCUCGAACUGGUCAUGUUUGGUGGUUCCGCCUGUCCUAAGCCUAUUGGCGAUGCUCUCGUGCAGAACGGUGUCCGUCUCGUUUCUCACUACGGUACCACUGAAACCGGUCAACUGAUGACUUCGUUUCGAGAGCGUUCAGAUUUGGAUUGGGACUAUGUCCGCCCUGGGGAUUCCUUACUUCCAUUUUUACGAUGGGAGGAACAGAUGACUGGUAUCUAUGAGCUUGUGGUCUUGGAAGGGUGGCCGUCCAAGGUUGCCAGCAACCGACCCGAUAACUCUUACGCUACUAAGGAUUUGUUCGAGAAGCACCCUACCAAGCCCAACGCGUGGAGGUACUAUGCCCGUCUGGAUGAUACUUUGGUCUUGGAGAAUGGCGAGAAGGCCAAUCCCUUGGUUAUUGAGGGCGUUGCUCGCAAUAACCCCAAUGUAGAUGAGGCCAUUGCUUUUGGAGCCAACAAGUCUCGUCUCGGGUUAUUCUUGAUUCGCUCAGUAAAUGGCAAAGACUAUUCCGACGCAGAAAUCGUACACUCUGUUUUUCCUGCAAUUGAAAAGCUGAAUGCUGAACUUCCAGCUUACGCUCAUAUCUCCCAUGACAUGAUUCAUGUGCUUCCUGCCGAUGUAGUCUUUCGCAAAACGGAUAAGGGUACCGUCAUCCGCUCGGCUUUCUAUCGGGAUUUUCAGAAACAAAUUGACAGAAUCUAUGAAAAUGAAGAAGCAAGUGGAGAGCAGGUGCUUGAAGGUAAUGAGUUGAUCGAUUUCCUUCGCAAGGAGCUCCUUGAGCUCGUCCCUUCAAUCGAGCCGAAUUCCCUGAGCAGGACCACCGACGUCUUCAGCUUAGGCGUUGACAGUUUACAAUCUAUUCGCCUCCGUACGACCAUUUUAGAAACACUUGACCUCAGAGGACAAAAGCCUUCUCAAAACUUUGUCUUUGAAAACCCAUCAUUGCAGGCCAUGGCCGAAGAAUUAACGCGUUUACGCCUUGGAAGAGGCCCCAAGGAGGAUUUGCCGGUUGAAGGGCGAAUGCAAAAGCUCAUUGAGAAGUAUACGCAAGACUUCAAAGUCUUCGUGCCUACUCAGCGCGUAGAGAGCGGUGAGCAUAUCGUGAUCACCGGUGCUACAGGCUCCCUUGGUGCUCAUAUCGUUUCCCAGCUUGCUAAACUAGACCAAGUGUCUACCAUCUACUGCCUCGUUCGUGCAAGUUCGGUAGACCUCGCUCGUCGUCGUGUCGACGACUCUCUGCGCGCCCGAGGUAUUCUUGGUGACAUUUCGCCGUCUGCUGAACGGAAGAUUGUUGCCCUGCCCGCUGACCUUUCCAACACGACUUGCCUGGGUCUGGAGGAGGGUAUCUAUCAUCAGAUAACCAAGAACAUCACGGCAGUGGUGCACUGUGCCUGGUCCGUCAACUUCAAUUGGUCAUUGGAGAGCUUUGAAAAAAGCUGCAUUCUAGCCACCAGAAAUCUCCUAGACCUCUGUUUGAGUGCUCAAAGCCCGUAUCCCGCGCGUUUCUCCUUCUGCUCGUCCGUUAGCACUGUGGCCCGCACACCCGGUAACUGGGUACCUGAAACCCUCCCAGAGUCUCUGACCUACGCUCAAGACAUGGGCUAUGCGCAGUCCAAGCUUGUGACGGAGAACAUUGUCCACCGCGCCGCGCACCACACUGGCAUGACCGCGCGUGUUUUGCGCCUCGGGCAAAUAGUCGCUGAUACCGUCCACGGUAUCUGGAAUGCCCAGGAAGCGAUCCCCAUGAUUCUGCAAACUGCCCAAACCACCAAAGCCCUCCCGAGACUAGAUGACGUCCUCUCAUGGACUCCGGUAGAUGUAAUGGCUAGCAGCGUGAUUGACUUGACUUUGAGCGACGGCAAGAACGAGAAAACAACCGCUGGAAUAAUGAACGUGACCAACAAAACCCUAAACCACUGGACACACAACCUUCUGCCUCUCCUCAAACAGGCCGGACUGGAAUUCGAAGACGUACCCACGCACGAGUGGCUCGAUCGUUUCAAACAUUCCAAUCCCGACCCCGAAUUGAAUCCGCCUAUUAAAUUACUCGAGUUCUUUGUUGGGAAGUAUGGCCAUAACCGUAUAGGUAGUGUCCUUUUGUACGACACGAAAAGGGCUAUCGCUGCGUCUCCUUCGUUGGCGAAAGCUGAUGGUCUCACGCUGGAUUUUGUCUGUCGUUUUGUCGCCUAUUUUCGCGGCGAGUGCUGGACUGGUAGUAUUUCAUAA